This is a messenger RNA of Bactrocera tryoni, 927 nucleotides long. RefSeq names its product histone H3-like 5. The record is from RefSeq and is a predicted model, not a curated record. The transcript is spliced from 2 exons. Gene Ontology annotation, molecular function: DNA binding; protein heterodimerization activity; structural constituent of chromatin. Lineage: Eukaryota; Metazoa; Arthropoda; Insecta; Diptera; Tephritidae. Gene Ontology annotation, cellular component: nucleosome. Bases 61 to 885 code for a protein of 274 amino acids.
AUAUAUUAGUGCAGUGACUUUUCAGUUAAGGUGAAAAUUAAAUAAGUGCAGUGAAAAAAAAUGGCUCGUACAAAACAAACAGCCCGUAAAUCGACUGGUGGUAAAGCACCACGCAAGCAAUUGGCAACCAAAGCAGCUCGUAAAAGUGCUCCGGCAACUGGUGGUGUAAAGAAACCUCAUCGUUAUCGCCCCGGUACAGUUGCAUUACGAGAAAUUCGUCGUUACCAAAAAAGUACUGAAUUAUUAAUCCGAAAAUUGCCAUUCCAACGUUUGGUUCGAGAAAUUGCUCAAGAUUUCAAAACAGAUUUACGUUUCCAAAGUUCUGCUGUUAUGGCUCUACAGGAAGCAAGUGAAGCAUAUUUGGUUGGUCUGUUUGAGGAUACAAAUUUGUGCGCCAUUCAUGCAAAGCGUGUCACAAUUAUGCCAAAAGAUAUUCAAUUGGCCAGACGUAUUCGUGGAGAACGUGCUAAAAAAAUGGCUCGUACAAAACAAACAGCCCGUAAAUCGACUGGUGGUAAAGCACCACGCAAGCAAUUGGCAACCAAAGCAGCUCGUAAAAAUGCUCCGGCAACUGGUGGUGUAAAGAAACCUCAUCGUUAUCGCCCCGGUACAGUUGCAUUACGAGAAAUUCGUCGUUACCAAAAAAGUACUGAAUUAUUAAUCCGAAAAUUGCCAUUCCAACGUUUGGUUCGAGAAAUUGCUCAAGAUUUCAAAACAGAUUUACGUUUCCAAAGUUCUGCUGUUAUGGCUCUACAGGAAGCAAGUGAAGCAUAUUUGGUUGGUCUGUUUGAGGAUACAAAUUUGUGCGCCAUUCAUGCAAAGCGUGUCACAAUUAUGCCAAAAGAUAUUCAAUUGGCCAGACGUAUUCGUGGAGAACGUGCUUAAUUGAUUUGAAGAAGAUAAAUAUCCAAACGGUCCUUUUCAGGA